Messenger RNA from Camponotus floridanus (Florida carpenter ant), 1989 nucleotides. RefSeq lists its product as uncharacterized. The transcript is spliced from 2 exons. The coding region runs from base 75 to 1607 and encodes 510 amino acids. The record is from RefSeq and is a predicted model, not a curated record. Lineage: Eukaryota; Metazoa; Arthropoda; Insecta; Hymenoptera; Formicidae.
UCGAUCGAUUUUUUUUCCCUCUUAGGCACUGCCAAUGCAAAUUUUGCUCCCGUUAGAUUGUGAUAUGACUGAAGAUGAUAUCGUCAUCUGGCACAAACCAUAAAAUCAUCGAGCAAAGCCAGAACUCGCUUCAGUUUCAUCCCGGCACGAUGAUUAUUAAUAUCAUUGCAUUUCUAUUGCUCGCAGGAGGAGCUCUCUCCUCCUUACCGGUUCAUGGAUCAAUAUCAAUAAUCGAUGAUGAUGCAAUAUCGAUAAAUUUGCAUGCGAAUAAAUCAAGUGUCGGUGACGAUCUUGAUGACUUGAUCAAGAAAUUAAAAAUAGAAAAUAUAAAGCCACGAAUUCACUUGCAUUUGGGAAAAAAAAUUAUUGAAAUUAUUAAUGGAACUGAUCAUGAACAGGAUUGUUUCGAGACAAAUAACAUCAACGAAAUUUUACGACGCGCAACAUUGUCGAUACGAGAAUCUGGCAGGAAAGAAAUUCAUCAAGAUUCACUCCAACAUGAAGAUUUACAACGUUUCAUUAUUCCUCAAAGAUAUCAAAAUUCUAUGAAUUUUGAUCAAGAAUUUGAAUAUACAUUUUCUCAAAUUCUUUCUGACGUUAAACUUGCGCUUGAAAGUGAAAGAUUAAAUUCAAGAAGUGAACUGCUCUUCGAAUAUACCAAGUCGAUUCAAGAUAGCUUGUUAUGGUUAACUAAACUGCUCGAUUUAAAAUGGCAACGAUUAUAUAAUGAUUUUGAUAACAGCUUUAGAUGGAGACUCUUAAAUUUACAGAAACAGUCAGAAUUCUUUUUAAAAAAUUUAAUCAAGGAGAACCAGUAUGUAAAAAAGAGGGAGCAUUCUGAGGAUAUUUUAAAAGAUGAAAGUAAAAACGGCAUUUCAAACGAAAAGAAAAUUAAUGUUAAGAAAAUAACGAUAUUAAAUGGAGAGAAUAUAAAAAAUCUUGACAAGAUUGAAAUAAAUAAAAAUAAAACUCAAGAAACAAAUAAAAAUAUAACAGAUGACAAGCUCGCAUUUAAAGUUGAGGCGCGAAUCAUGAGCCAUCCACAAUUAUUAAAUGAUAUCAAUAUCUAUGAUUUCGAAAAUAAAAAUCAUUCAAGUCAAAACGUUUUAAUAAACAAAUCUGUUGCAUUUCAAACUGAUUUGAAUAACCGGAAAAACUCGAAAACAAACAAUUCUGGGAUUACUCAUAAAUUCUUUACAACUAAUUUCGAAGACUAUAGAAACCGGUUUAAUGAGGCAAAGAAAAGACGUCCAAUUUUAUCAGGUAAAAAUAUUACGAGCACUUUAAAGGAGAUAGAUAAACAAAAGCACAGUAAAACGCACAUCAUAUUUCGUAAAUUUUCAAGAAAAAAUGUAAUAGAUAAACCGAAAACUCCUUCUCGAAGAAUGUUACAAGUUCUCGUUCCUUCAGAUGAUAAGAAACAAGAAAUUGACGUUUCAAAAAAGAAAACCGAAAGUAAUUCUCGUGAAGAGAUAAAAGAAGCAAGGAUAGAUGGUAUAUCGGCAAUGGACGAGAUUCUAGGAGCUGUAGAUAAAGUCUUGCCGACGGAAAAUCCUGUGGAAAUAUUGUCAAGGGGAUUAAAAAAAACAAUUCCCAGGAUGUCCUGAUGUCAGGACAUUGCGAGAAAAAAUCUCGGAGAGUCUUUUAGGAUUGAAUUUUUAGAAGACACGUCGAGAAUGCAUGAUCGAUUCUACUAAUAAACGAUCAGAUCUUAGAUGUUAGGUACCCGUUUCGAUUUCACACUCACAUAUAAACGAUACAUAUAUUCGAAUCUACAAAUAAGUCUAUAAGACUUUCUAGCGCGUUCCUGGGGGUUAAUUACACGUAUGCGCGUAUGGAGAACGCACAAAAAUAUUAAACAGUACUUGAACAUGUAUGAUAUAUUUUUAUUCCGUUAUUAUUAUUUUUAAUUUUAGUAAAUAUAGCAAUAUUUAAAAAAUGUACAUACCUAUAUAUAUGUUACAAUAAAAUAACACGAAAUAUUAAAUU